CUUCUCCACUCCCCCCAAAACCUCCCCAAACCCCCAGAAACUCCCAUCCCGUCAAGCGCCCCACUCCACCUCACGUCGCCGCCACCGCCACCGCCGCCGCUUCGCUUCCUCUCUGCCCUCAAGGUCUCCUCUGCCUCCUCACGCCCACGCCGCUGCUGCCACCUCCCUUCCUCCCCGACCUUGUUCUCCGCGCUCUCUAUUUCGUUUCCGUAUCCCCAUUCCACUCGCCAGUUUCUUCUGUUCCUUCCAGCUCAAGUACUACUACCAGUAGCAUUCCGAGAGGCAAGGGAAGAAGCUCCUCUCCCUGUCUCCUCCCGACGAGGAGUCACUAGUCAGUCACCGCUCGUUCUUUUUCACGGAGCUCGAAAACCGUUAGCGAUAGUACCCUGGCGUGGGCCGCGGCUGCUGCCUCUGCGCCGGUACGAAUUCGAGGACGGGGCGCGGCUUUCAGCUACUCGUAGCUGCCUGCCUGCUGCGGCUCCUGCUCCAUUUCUGCUCCUCUUUUUAAAGAGCACGUCUUUACUGCGGCCACUCUCCUCCUCCCCCUUCUCCUUCCUCCCCCCGCGCCCGCCCACCUACCGUCCCCCUGCCGAUCCGCGGCGCAGGAGGGAAUCCGCCCGGCCGGCCGCUCCGAUCGCUCUGUGGCUUCCUUUCCUGCUGGGGUCAGGGCAGCAGGGGCUGCGCUCGGGUUGGGUUUCUGGUUUCACCCUUGUUGCCGUCCAUCUAAAGCCACAGGGGUUUAACGACCGGCCGCGGCGAGCUUCCCGUGCUGCCUGCGUGCCAUGUCGCGGUCGCGCACGGUGCGGAUCUUCUGGGACGACCCCGACCUGACGGACUCCUCCGGCGAGGAGGAAGGGUGCGGCGCCCGGAGGGUUGGCAGGAUGGUCCGGGAGCUACCGCCCAUGGCGGUGGCUCCCGCUGCCCCCGCGCCGGAGCAGUGCGCCCCCGGGGACGGCGACCGCGGGAGGAGGCUCGGCGGCGGUCCUGGCGCGUGCAGCGGCGGCGCGCGGAGGCGGCUGGCCAAGGGCGGCCCGGGCGCGACGACCACCAAGUUCCGCGGCGUCCGGAGGCGGCCGUGGGGCAAGUUCGCGGCGGAGAUCCGCGACCCGUGGCGCGGCGUGCGCGUGUGGCUCGGCACCUUCGACACCGCCGAGGAGGCCGCGCGCGUCUACGACACCGCCGCCAUCCAGCUCCGCGGGCCCAACGCCACCACCAACUUCGGCGCCGCCCAGUCCGGCUCCGGGGCCGGCCAGGACCAGGACGCGGACCCGGACCCGGCGACCCCCGGGUACGAGUCCGGCGCCGAGUCCUCGCCCGCGGCGUCGUCCCCGACGUCCGUGCUCCGCAAGGUCCCGUCCCUGUCCUCCCUCGCGGAGGACUACUCCAAGGACGACUCCGACGCCGCGCCGUGCGAGCCGGCCGCCGGCGAGCGCGGCGGCCUGGCCGUCCUGGGGGAGGAGGCGCUCGGCGAGUUCGUGCCCUUCGAGGACGCGCCGGUCUACGCCACCAGCGGCUUCUGGGACAUCCGGCCCGACGCGGGGUUCCUCUACGCGGAGCCGUCGUCGCCGGAGGCGUCGUGGAACGCCUCCGCCUCCGCCUACCCGGCCUCGUACGGCGAGGCGCCCGGCUGGGCCGCGCCGUCGCCGACGGCGCUGGAGAACGACUACUUCGAGGACCUGCGCGACCUCUUUCCGCUCCACCCGCUUCCCGCGAUUUUCUGAAACGGACGACGGACGGGGGCUCCGCUCGUUCUUCGUCUACCGUGUGGUCUCCUAGUACUUUGUACGCCUUUUGCCGUGCCGUGUUUUUGUCGUGUCGAUGAGGGAGAAAGUGUAGCAUGCCGCCGCCGAUGAGUACGUAGUAGUAGUAGUAGAGAGUUUUGAGGUGCGGGUACGAGUCUGUCUAGUACUCGCUAGUGUAUGGAGAGAUGAAUGUGGUAAAGUGUUUUUGCUGUGCCGUCA
Molecule: messenger RNA, 1961 nt
Organism: Panicum virgatum (switchgrass)
Lineage: Eukaryota; Viridiplantae; Streptophyta; Magnoliopsida; Poales; Poaceae
Product: pathogenesis-related genes transcriptional activator PTI6-like
Exons: 1
Coding region: 783-1721 (312 amino acids)
Biological process (GO): regulation of DNA-templated transcription
Molecular function (GO): DNA-binding transcription factor activity; DNA binding
Source: RefSeq, a predicted model, not a curated record